Messenger RNA from Fusarium odoratissimum NRRL 54006, 1653 nucleotides. RefSeq lists its product as uncharacterized. The coding region runs from base 1 to 1653 and encodes 550 amino acids. The record is from RefSeq and is a predicted model, not a curated record. NCBI's taxonomy places the organism in Eukaryota, Fungi, Ascomycota, Sordariomycetes, Hypocreales, Nectriaceae. The transcript is spliced from 2 exons.
AUGGCCCAAGACGAAUGCCAUCUCCUGCGUCUCUCAACGGAGCUCAUUCUCCAGAUCUUGGAGUAUGGCCCUACAUCGGCAUAUCUUGAUGUGGCCCUCACUUGCACUACCCUACACCACCAGUGCCGGAAUCUCUUAGAUCCUCACCAUGAAGCUCACGCAAAAUACAGAAUCACAUCAGACCUGUCAUCGGAAACUGUGAUUGGUCUACUCAAAGAUACUACCAAGACCAGAAUCGAGAGAUGGCAUGUUCGUGAGCUGGAGAUCUGGGGUAGCCGACAAGAUUGGGAGGAUUGGCGACCUUGGGUUCCAAAACUUCCCGGGACUUGCGGCCUUGCUGAUGGCUUCCCCAGAAGGUAUGGGCUGGAUUUGCAAGACACGCAGAGAUACAUCCGCACUGCACUGGAAUUAUGGACCUUUUCAGACUUCGACUCUGAGGCAAUCCAAUGGGAUCUAAAGGCUGGCCAGGACAGGUCCCUCAAACUCCUCCUCAUUGCAACAUGUCCUCGUCUUCACAGUCUGCGAUUCGUCAAAAGAGGCCUCGAUCCUCACACAACUCUGCAAUCGAUGAGAGAAGUCAUCAAAGAUAGUCGUCGUACAAAGGGCGGGCCACACGAGCUACAAGGCUUCGAGUCCCUGCGAGAUAUCGCAGUUGGUAUCGAGACAGAUCAACGUUCGUGGAACGACAUAAGUCCCCUCCGCGAUGCCCGCGACUUUGCAGCCCUUUUCUACAUACCAAACCUUGAAAGCCUCUACUUCAAUGAUUUGCACUACAUUGAAGAUGGCAACGAAGACUACCAACACUCCGAUGUGGUUGACCAGUAUGGCUUUCCACGCGGCACUUCGAGCGUCAAGCAUCUCUUCAUAGAUAGCGCUUCAGAGUUCUCUCCCGAAUAUUACCAAGGCAUAGCAGAUGUAUCGAAGAAAUUAGAAUCAGUCGUUUUGAGGGUUGCGAGUGAACAACGGCAAGAUCUUGACGACGUGGAUGUAAACUAUCGACUCGAUGACCUUGACGACUUUGGAAACUUGAAGCUGUUUACGUUGGCAGUUUCCGAUAUAGAGCUUGAAGAGCUUCACCUCAUGCAUAGUUCUCCCAAUGCAGAGCAACUUGCGGAAUACGUCUCUGACUCUUUCCCUGCUAGUACUGAAGCUAUUUAUGUCUGGGGACGAUCGGACGGGCAUGCGGACGACUCAAAAUCUGACGAUAUCCCAUCAGAUAUCCUCGACUCAACACUUGCGUCACUCAUCGAAUCUGGCGUCCUUGAGAACCUCAAGGUUGUUUACCUCGCGGACGUCGAGAAACGACAUGCUCAAGACAAUAGAGAGAUAGCUCUUGGGAGACCCAUCGACGUCGGCCUCAAGGAUGCGGGCCCAAAGCAACUGAUUCUGCAAAAGUCUGUCGCUGCAGGACUCAAGACUGGUGUGCAUGUGUGCACGCUGAUGAAUAGAGAUGAUGGGGGAUAUUGGAAGAACUUUCCUGGCAAGCCGGAUAGGUUUGAACUGAAGACUGGUCCUUGUUAUGGCGAAAGGCCCGCAUCGUGGAGAUUGAAUCUGCAGUCUGGAGAAUGGGGGCCGGAUUGCGAGGGUUGCGGAGAGUGUAAAGACUGCUUGGUCGUGUAUCCUGCUGAGUUGUGGAAGAGUAGUCGUCCAUGA